Neoarthrinium moseri is the source of this 858-nucleotide messenger RNA. RefSeq lists its product as uncharacterized. The transcript has a single exon. Bases 1 to 858 code for a protein of 285 amino acids. Lineage: Eukaryota; Fungi; Ascomycota; Sordariomycetes; Amphisphaeriales; Apiosporaceae. The record is from RefSeq and is a predicted model, not a curated record.
AUGGCUCCCGAGCCUGUACUCCCGACGUCCAACAACACGUCCUCGACGGCCUCCGUCUCGUCCGCGCGGCAGGAGGCGCCGGCCAGGACGCCGCUCCUGGCCCGCCUGCGCGAGGAUAUCAGCCUGCAGUAUGCCGACAUCCCCGUGUGCCUCUGCAGCCUGGUGUCGGGGCUGUCCGACAGCGUGGCCUUCAACGCCAGCUCCGUCUUCGUGUCCAUGCAGACGGGCAACACGGUAUUCCUGGCGCUCGGCACCGCGGGCCUGCCGGCCAACGUGCCCAUGCUCUGGCUCAAGGCGCUCUGCUCCAUCGUCGCCUUCAUGCUCGGCGUGUACUGCUUCGGCCAGUCGCGCCACUUCCGGCCCAUGGCCAAGGGCACGCUGGCCGGCAGCUUCCUGGUCCAGUCCGUGGCCAUCUUCGCCGCGGCGGCCCUCGCGCAGGGCGGCGUGGUCCCCGCCUUUGGCUGGCUCAGCGUCGCUGAGGAGCUGGCGGAGGAGAGAGACGCGGACCUCAAGGCGUUAGGCCCGAUCAUCCUAUUAGCGUUCCAGUUCGGAGGUCAGAUUUGCACCAGCAGAAUCUUGGGCUUCAACGAAGUCCCCACAAACGUGCUCACCAGUGUCUACUGCGACUUGUUCAACGACCCGAAGCUGUUCGCACCGUGGAGCGAGAACCCGAAGAGGAAUCGCCGGGCAUCGGCAGUGGUACUCAUGCUCGUCGGCGCCGUAGCUGGUGGUUGGUUAGCAAAGAGCAACGCAGGAAUGAGCACAGCGCUGUGGAUUGCAGGGGCUAUCAAAUUCGGCAUCGCGGUUGCAUGGGUGCUGUGGAAGCCCAAGGAGAUUGGAGCAGUAGAGAAGAAGUAA